This is a messenger RNA of Mya arenaria, 3561 nucleotides long. RefSeq lists its product as uncharacterized. The transcript has 10 exons. Bases 1 to 3561 code for a protein of 1186 amino acids. The record is from RefSeq and is a predicted model, not a curated record. Lineage: Eukaryota; Metazoa; Mollusca; Bivalvia; Myida; Myidae.
AUGGGGGAACUUAACUGUCACAGUAUCAACAGUGACUCAGAUGAGACCAAUGUGGAACAAUCCUCUCCAGUUACAGCUGUUGAAGACCAACUGACAUGUACAGCCAGAGUUGAAAGUCCUUCCUUCCAAGCUAACACACCUGAUGCGUCUAACACAAACACCGUACAUCAGAUUUCCAGCACUGAAGGGGACACACUUGAGACCAAUGUGGAACAAUCCUCUCCAGUUACAGCUGUUGAAGACCAAGUGACAUUUCCUGAUAUAGUUGAAAGUCCUUCCUUCCAAGAUAACACACCUGAUGCGUCUAACACAAACACCGUACAUCAGAUUUCCAGCACUGAAGGGGACACACUUGAGACCAAUGUGGAACAAUCCUCUCCAGUUACAGCUGUUGAAGACCAAGUGACAUUUCCUGAUAUAGUUGAAAGUCCUUCCUUCCAAGAUAACACACCUGAUGCGUCUGACACAAACACCGUACAUCAGAUUUCCAGCACUGAAGGGGACACACUUGAGACCAAUGUGGAACAAUCCUCUCCAGUUACAGCUGUUGAAGACCAAGUGACAUUUCCUGAUAUAGCUGAAAGUCCUUCCUUCCAAGCUAACACACCUGAUGCGUCUGACACAAACACCGUACAUCAGACUUCCAGCACCGAUGGUGACACACUUGAAACCAAUGUGGAACAAUCCUCUCCAGUUACAGCUGUUGAAGACCAACUGACAUGUACAGCCAGAGUUGAAAGUCCUUCCUUCCAAGAUAACACACCUGAUGCGUCUGACACAAACACCGUACAUCAGAUUUCCAGCACCGAUGGUGACACACUUGAAACCAAUGUGGAACAAUCCUCUCCAGUUACAGCUGUUGAAGACCAACUGACAUUUACAGCUGUUGAAAAGCAAGUAACAUUUCCUGAUAUAGUUGAAAGUCCUUCCUUCCAAGAUAACACACCUGAUGCGUCUAACACAAACACCGUACAUCAGACUUCCAGCACCAAUGGUGACACACUUGAAACCAAUGUGGAACAAUCCUCUCCAGUUACAGCUGUUGAAGACCAACUGACAUGUACAGCCAGAGUUGAAAGUCCUUCCUUCCAAGCUAACACACCUGAUGCGUCUGACACAAACACCGUACAUCAGACUUCCAGCACCGAUGGUGACACACUUGAAACCAAUGUGGAACAAUCCUCUCCAGUUACAGCUGUUGAAGACCAACUGACAUGUACAGCCAGAGUUGAAAGUCCUUCCUUCCAAGCUAACACACCUGAUGCGUCUAACACAAACACCGUACAUCAGACUUCCAGCACGGAUGGUGACACACUUGAAACCAAUGUGGAACAAUCCUCUCCAGUUACAGCUGUUGAAGACCAACUGACAUUUCCUGAUAUAGUUGAAAGUCUGUUCUGGGAGGAUAACGCAGAUCCAUGUACUGAUGAUCGAGUAGACAGUAGUUCUUGUGAUGAUGGCUUUGAAACUGACGACUUUCCCAUGCUGCAGCAGUUGAAAGAAGACCAAGUCCUUGGUGAGGACCAUACUGUGGUUGCUAAAUCUGCUGCCAGUGUUUCUGUGCAAAGGAAAAGGAAAGCCAGUGAUUCGGGUGAUGAAUUGAGCAGUGUGAAAAAGAAGUAUGCAAGGUUGAAGGAGAAAUAUGAAAAAUUACUCGAAGCAAACAGGGAGCCAGCAGUGACAUACACCAGCAAAGAUGUACCAGCUGUGCCAGAACAGGUGCAGGUGACAUGCAAGGAGUUGCCAGUGGAGCCACACUCAAGCAGUGAAGAGUCGGCCUAUAUGGAGGCAAAAAUUAAUGAGGUGCAGAAGAAGCGGAUAUAUGACAAACUGCUUGCUUGUUAUUAUUGUGGAAAUGUGUACAAACACAGAAUAACUGAGCACUUGCAGCUUGUUCACCCAAACGAAAUGGAUGUUGCUAAGGCAGUGGGUACGUCAGAUGAAAAAAAAAGGGACAAUAUAUUCCUCAGAUUGAAAAACCUUGGAAAUUUUAAAUACAAUCUUUCAGUAUUAGAAAAAAAAGGUAAUGAUAUCAUUGUUGCAAGAAGACCGAAUAAAGGUCCAAUUGUUGCAAAAAAUUACCUGCCAUGUGUUUCAUGCUAUGGCUUCUAUCUUGGUAAAGAUCUUUGGAGACAUGAAAAGAAUUGUCAACUUAAAGUAGGACAAGUUGGUAAGUCGGCAUCUGUUCAGGCAGAAUCAAGGGUGUUGCUAAGAUCGUCAGUUUCUUCUGAUCCAGGGACAGGUGAUGGUUUGAAGUUGUUAGACAGAUUAAAUACAAGAUCUGAUAGCAUAAAAUGUGAGAUUGUGAAUGAUACACUUGUUAUUAAGUUUGGCACAGUUUUGCUUGAAAAGCUUGGUGACAGAAGAAAGAACGAUAUUUCUCAGCGAAUUCGUCAGCUCACUCGCUUAAAGAUGCAGAUCAAUACAACUAAGAAUGAUAAGACCGAACAAUUAUUUGAUUUGAUUUCUGGAAAUGGAUUUGAUACUGUGGUGGAAGGGGUGCGGAACUUGUGUGGGACAUAUGAAAAUGAGGAAAAAGUAGUGAGAAUGAAGAAACCUGGACUUGCAUUAAGAUUGGGACACAACCUGAUUAAAGCUGCAGAAAUCAAAUGUGGUAUGGCCUUGAGAAUGGAUGAUGAAGCAAGCUGUAAUCAAGCAGAGACAUUUUGCAAGCUUUACAGACGAGAGUGGAAUGAUAAGAUAUCAAGUGUUGCCUUAAGUACCCUGAAAACAAACAAGUUUAACAAGGGCCAAGUGAUACCAUUGACAGAUGACCUUGUGAAAUUGAAAAAUCAUUUGUCAUCAAGAAUGUCUGCACUUGCAGAAAAGCUACAAAGUUCACCUGCAUAUAAAGUUUGGCGUGAAUUGGCAGAGGUCACUAUGGUCAGAAUCCUGUUACUGAACAAGCGCCGAGGUGCUGAAGCAUCCAAGUUACUGAUUAGUGCAUAUCAGAGUCGGCCUAACUGGGAAGAGACUACAAACAAAGAGAUACUUGGCAGUCUUUCUCCGCUGGAAAAGAAGAUGUUCUCUAGGAUGGAUAUGGUCCAUACCCAAGGAAAGCAAGACAAAAAGGUGGCGACUCUUCUGAACCGAGACAUGGUAGACGCCAUUAAUCUACUCAUAGCCACCAGAGCAGCUUGUGGCAUUCUAGAUACAAACAAGUAUGUGUUUGCCAACCAAUUAGAUGGACACCUAAGUACCUGGACAAGUCUGCGUGACCAGGCAGUACAGGCCCAGUGCAGUAAACCCGAGUUGAUAAACUGCAACUCUUUGAGGAAGUACAUCGCAACAGUAUGUCAGCUGAUGGAUCUCAAUGAUGGCGAGGUCCAAUGGGUGUCCAGCCAUUUGGGGCACACAGUCAAAACACAUAAAGAUUUUUACAGGCUGCAAGAAGCAGCUAUAGAAAUCGGAAAGAUUUCAAAGCUGCUGAUAGCAGCAGAAAGUGGGAAACUUUCAAAAUAUAAAGGGAAAUCUCUUGCAGCCUUACAAUUUGAUGAUGAUGAUGAAUCCGAUAAUGAUGAGGAUGAUGAUGAUGAGGAGGCAACAAAGACGAUUCAAUAG